ACGCUCAAAAAAAAAAAAAAAAUUCGACUGUCUCUCCAUCGUUUCGCCCAACACACUCCGCUGUCACUACCUUCUCUCUCAUAGCUUCCACCAUUGCCAGUCUUCUUUGUUUUCCAGCGUGGUGGUUUUGGAAGUGUUUUCAAGAAUGGAAACUGAUGAAGGCAAAUUGAAUUCUGAACUAGAUGAGAAAAUUUACCAAAUAUACAAGGAUUUUUUGACAAGGGUUACGAAGUUUGAGGAAUUGGUGGCUGUAGGAGGCAGGUUACUUGCAGGCUUUCAGGAAGGGCUGGAGUAUCUUCGGCGACCCCCAAUAGAUAGGACAUCUAAGUUGGUUGAGAAUAUUAUCAAAGCUAACGAAACAAAGAGAGUUAAAUUAUAUUUUGAAGCUGGCUGUAUCAAUACUCAUGAUGGUGUUCAUAGUAUAAGCAAGUUGCAUACAUGCCAACUUGGACUUCGUGACCACUUAAGUAAAGCAAAAAGCAUACUUAGUGGACUUGAAUGCCUCCUGGAGGAUGUAACUAGUGCAAUGCAAAAUGUGAAUGGCACCUUAUCACCAAUUUGCAUUGAAGAUUUUGGUGAUGGGUUGAAUGAACAAGCAACUACUAAUGGCAAGGAAGUAGCAUCAUCUCGAAUUCAAAGACCUGAAGUAACUGAUUUUGCUGCCCUGAUGGGAUUCAUUUACAGCAUGCUUAAACAAGACUACGUAAUGCAGGAAAAAAUUGUUUCUGCUCUGAAUUUCAAGUUAUCAUCAGGAGAGUUAGAGAGCUACUGCCUAAUGUGGUCUUUGCGCCCCUUUCUAAGUGAUGAAAUUAUGCAUCAAGCUUGGAAACUUAUUCCUUAACUAUCACGGGCUUUUGAGUGCCAAUUUCAUAAUUUAAUUGACCAUUACAGGCUUUCUUAGUACCAAGACAGACAAAACAACCUUUUCCAAAUAUAUGAUUUUCAAUUGACUUUUGGUUAUUGUUACAUUU
Messenger RNA from Quercus lobata, 971 nucleotides. Its product is annotated as FAD-binding protein. The transcript is spliced from 8 exons. Lineage: Eukaryota; Viridiplantae; Streptophyta; Magnoliopsida; Fagales; Fagaceae. The record is from RefSeq and is a predicted model, not a curated record. Bases 146 to 841 code for a protein of 231 amino acids.